Molecule: messenger RNA, 1670 nt
Organism: Pezoporus occidentalis (night parrot)
Lineage: Eukaryota; Metazoa; Chordata; Aves; Psittaciformes; Psittacidae
Product: class I histocompatibility antigen, F10 alpha chain-like
Exons: 5
Coding region: 45-1082 (345 amino acids)
Biological process (GO): immune response
Cellular component (GO): external side of plasma membrane
Source: RefSeq, a predicted model, not a curated record
GCUGGUGGCGAGGUUCCAGGGUCAGUGCUCAGAGGACCAGCGCGAUGGGGCCAGGCUGUGCUGUGGGGCUCCUGCUGCUGUGCAGCCUCGGAGGGGCGGCGAGAGUGCUCCAUUCCCUGCGGUACUUCAAGUUCGCCGUGUCAGACCCCAGCCCGGGGGUUCCCCGGUACCAGGACAUGGGAUAUGUGGAUGGGGUCCCCUUUGUGCACUAUGACAGCGAGAGCAAGCGGUAUCAGCCCCGGACACAGUGGAUUGCGGCCAAUGUGGAUCAGGAAUACUGGGUUGGACAGACCCAUAUUGGACGGGGCAACGAGCAGAUCUCCUACAGUAACCUGAACGUAGUGCGGGACCGCUACAACCAGAGCGGGAGGGCUCAGACACUGCAGUACAUAUCUGGCUGUGACCUCCUGGACGAUGGGAGCAUCAAGGGGUACUCUGAGUACACCUACGAUGGGCAGGACUUCAUCGCCUUCGACAUGGACACCAUGACGUUCAUCGCGGCGGACGCGGCGGCGCAGGUCACCAAGAGGAAGUGGGAACACGAUGGGAGCGUAGCUGAGAGCUGGAAGAACUACCUGGAGAACACCUGCGUGGAGUGGCUGAAGAACUACGUGCGUUACGGGCAGCUCGAGCUGGAGAGGAGAGUGCCGCCCACGGUGCGAGUGUCAGGGAAGGAGACGGAUGGGAUCCUGACCUUGACCUGCCGCGCUCACGGCUUCUACCCGCGGCCCAUCGUGCUCAGCUGGCUGAAGGACAGCGAGGUGAGGGACCAGGACACCCAAUGGGGCAGCAUCGCACCCAACAGCGACGGCACCUACUACAUGUGGGCCUCCAUCGAGGCCAGCCCCAGGGACAAGGACAGGUACCGGUGCCAGGUGGAACACGCCAGCCUCCUCCAACCCGGCCUCUAUGCUUUGGAGCCGCAGUCUGACCUGCACAGCACCCUGCUGGUGGUGGCUGUUGUGAUGCUCAUCAUCAUCCUCAUCACGAUGGGAGGGGUCUUCUGGAAGCGCACACUGGGUAAGGCCCCGUGUCCAGAGGGAGGAAGGCAGGGCAGGAGCUGCUGCUCUGGGGAGCCCUGACCAGCCCCAUGGUGGGUGCUGAUGUCUUUUCCUCUCUGCAGACAAGAAGAAGAAGGAUGGCUACAACAUGCCCCCAGGUGAGCACCGGUGCCCGAGCCAGCACCGUGGUGGUCCCGUGCCUCUGGUUUCCCGAUCCCUCAUCCCCUCGUAGUAGGAACUAUAUGGAAAAGGAGGUGUCUCCAGAGGUGUCUUUGCUGCUCACAGCUCUUUCUCUUGCAGGCAUGGCCAUGGGUUCUACCACCUAACCAGCAGGUACGAGCUGGGACCAGUGGGCACAGAUGGGGUGGCCCCAGCUCCUCCAUGGAGCCUCCAUGGGAUGCAGGGGGAUACCGAGCCCCCCCCCUCCCCAAAGAGCAAUGGGCUCUGUGGGGACAGGGAUGUAGCCCUGGGUGAUGCAUCUCUUCCUCUUAUCCCUGCAGUGACUCCUGUUUAACUCCUGCAUGGGCUGGAUGAGCUCCUGCAACUGGAGGCUGCUUCUUGCUGCUGACCCUCUUCUUUGCUGAUAGCUGCUUAAUUAAUCACCGCUGGUAAUGAGCAUGGAUUAAAUCUGAAGCUUCUACUGCACAAUAAAUGCUGGUCUCUCUUUCU